Arachis duranensis is the source of this 1155-nucleotide messenger RNA. RefSeq lists its product as uncharacterized. NCBI's taxonomy places the organism in Eukaryota, Viridiplantae, Streptophyta, Magnoliopsida, Fabales, Fabaceae. Bases 99 to 845 code for a protein of 248 amino acids. The record is from RefSeq and is a predicted model, not a curated record. The transcript has a single exon.
UCUGCUUGCCCAAGAGCAACUAACCGGGGGAGUACCAGGCAAAACCCUCUAGUGCAGACAUCUCCAAAAACAAAAGGCAAGGCAGUGAAACCAGGAAAAUGGAGGACGUAAUAACAGAAGCAUCCCCUCCUUCAAGAUUCUUAGAGGAAGAUCUCAACACCUUCACACCCCCAUCUCCACCCGUUACCCCUUUUCCCUCCCUCCACUUCCCCCAACAACAACCCCUAACCCCCAAACUCCUCAUCAUAGCGCUCUCUCCCAUUUCCCUCUCUCUCUUCCACCCCCACCUCCUCCCUCCCUCCGUUCCCCUCCUCGCAUCCCUUACACUUCCCAACACCAACCCCAUCACUCUCUCUCCUCUCACUCCCAAUUCCUUCCUUCUCUCUGUUCCCUCUUCAAUCCCCUCACACCACUCCCACGCCAUCGCUAAAACCCUAAUUGGCCACCAAAUCCGCCCCGAUUCAGUCCUCGUCUUUGAUUCCCUUUCUCCGUCAAAUUAUCGCGGCCGUCUGCCGUCUGAUGAGGCGGUCGCCUUCAAGCUUGACACCUCCGCCGAGCGGAAGGCCGCCGAAGGGGAGAAGAUUCUAGAAGGACUUGAAUACUACCCUUCUGGAAGCGUUGUGGAUGGGCUUGCCGCUGCGUUCUUGGCCAGGUGCCAGCUGUUGAACCUCAGGGCGAGUUUGUGUGUUUCCUGGCCUGAGUUUGAUCGUAGCGUCAUGGCGUUGAUUGAGCGCUUGCUUCGGAACGGAGUGCUGCGUGGUUGCGAUGGUUUGAGGUUUGGUAGUCAGGUCUUGAGGUUCGGGAGAAAAAAGGGGCGUGGGUUUGAGUCUGAGUUAUAUUCUUGACUGUGACUGAAUUUCUUUAUAAUUUUCUUAAGGCAUGGAUUGCAGAACUUAAAUUGUUGAAUUUUCGGUUUGGUUGGAAAAGCAGAUUUAUUGAUUUGCGAAUAUAAGUUAGCUUUGGGGCAUAGUUGUGUUGAAACAUUAGUAGUAGUUGCCUUCUUAGUCUAGUAAGUUUUGUGGUUUUGGUAUGAUUACAGGAACAGCAGUUAACAAUGGAAUUGUUAUAUUGCUGUUAAAUUUUCAAUCUAGGAUUUUGUUCAACACUCAAUUUUAGUUGGAUAAUUUUAUUUUACACCUCUCAGCCUGUUUUGAA